This is a messenger RNA of Callithrix jacchus (white-tufted-ear marmoset), 8550 nucleotides long. It is a transcript of the gene WDR5B, whose product is annotated as WD repeat domain 5B. Gene Ontology annotation, cellular component: Set1C/COMPASS complex. NCBI's taxonomy places the organism in Eukaryota, Metazoa, Chordata, Mammalia, Primates, Cebidae. Gene Ontology annotation, molecular function: histone binding. The record is from RefSeq and is a predicted model, not a curated record.
CCUGCUGGUACGUGCAAAAGUAGCCGACAGGCUAGCGCUUCCAGUUUGGAUGCUUUUGUAGGUUUUCUUUUAGCUUCUGAAAUCCGCUAAAAGCGGCAUUUCAUUCAUCUUCAAGUACCUAGUCUGACUGGUAGGGUUGCUCAGCGUUCUGAAACGUUUUGGAGCAGGGGAGGGCGGCGGCGGUGAAAGAAUGCUUUCUCUAAAGGGUCUCCCUCACGCUGCCCGUGCUUUGAAGGCUUUAUACAUUAACGGAAUGGCGAACAUUUGUGUCCUACUUGCUGACAGCGCACAUGAUCCUUCUAACAGUAUUUCUCAAGUACUUAACAAAAAGAUGAAAAACUGAAGUCCAAGCCGUGCUGCUGAUUCAGUAUAUCACACAGUUUAAAGACUGUCCAUAAAUUUUAAGCUUUCAGAAUCGUACAUUUUAAAAUCAAAUGUGUUUAUCUUCAUUUUGCUGGGCAGAAAGCCAAAGUACUGGACUGCCUGGUUCAGGGCUGGACACCUAGUACACCUGCUAACUUGGAGCUCCAGAGACAUGGCAACGAAGGAGUCAGGAGAUGCCCAAGCACAGUUGGCCCCCUCCUCAUCUGCCAGUCAGAGCAAGGAAGUGCCUGAAAACCCAAACUAUGCUCUCAAAUGUACUCUCGUGGGGCACACGGAAGCAGUAUCAUCAGUUAAGUUUAGUCCUAAUGGAGAAUGGCUAGCAAGUUCUUCUGCUGAUAGGCUAAUCAUAAUUUGGGGAGCAUAUGAUGGAAAAUACGAGAAAACACUCUAUGGUCAUAAUCUGGAAAUAUCGGAUGUUGCCUGGUCAUCAGAUUCCAGUCGUCUUGUUUCUGCCUCAGAUGAUAAAACUCUAAAGUUAUGGGAUGCGAGAUCUGGAAAAUGUUUGAAAACACUGGAGGGGCACAGUAAUUAUGUCUUUUGUUGUAACUUCAAUCCGCCAUCCAACCUUAUCAUCUCAGGAUCUUUUGAUGAGACUGUAAAAAUAUGGGAGGUAAAAACGGGAAACUGCCUCAAGACUUUAUCUGCUCAUUCUGACCCAGUUUCUGCUGUUCAUUUUAAUUGUAGUGGGUCCUUGAUAGUGUCAGGUAGCUAUGAUGGCCUCUGUAGAAUCUGGGAUGCUGCAUCAGGCCAGUGUUUAAAAACGCUCGUUGAUGACGGUAACCCUCCUGUCUCUUUUGUAAAAUUUUCUCCAAAUGGUAAAUAUAUUCUCACUGCAACUUUGGACAAUACUCUUAAACUAUGGGAUUAUACCAGAGGCAGAUGCCUGAAAACAUACACUGGUCAUAAGAAUGAGAAAUAUUGCAUAUUUGCCAAUUUUUCAGUUACUGGUGGAAAGUGGAUUGUGUCUGGUUCUGAGGAUAACCUGGUUUACAUUUGGAACCUUCAGACCAAAGAGAUUGUACAGAAAUUACAAGGCCAUACAGAUGUCGUGAUCUCAGCAGCUUGUCAUCCUACAGAAAACCUCAUUGCAUCAGCAGCAUUAGAAAAUGACAAAACAAUUAAACUGUGGAUGAGUAACCACUAAUCCCUUUGGAAAUCAAGUAGUAUAGCUAAGUUGGCCAAGAAACUUAGUUAAAAAGAUGGUUUCUUUUAUUUUGGCAGUUUUUGUAUUUUUAAAAUUGUCAGUUGUUAAAUUUUGAGAUUCAUACCCUACAUUUAGAAAAUGAGAUAGUGGAAAAAGCACAUCUGGAACUCAGCUUCUGACUUCGUCUUUCUUUAGAAACUUUUUUUUUUUUUGUAAUUUUUAUAGAUUUACAUCCAUUUAACUUUUAUUACAGGGAUAUAUUGCAUAGUGGUGAAAUCUGGGCUUAGUAUACCCUCACCCAAAUAGUAUAUGUUGUACCCAGUAAAUUCUUCCCCACGUCUCACCCCCUCCCACCUUUGAAGUCUUCAGUGUCUGAUUCUGCUGUCCAAAUCCAUGUGGACAUAUUAUUUAUCUCCCACUUACGAGAGCAUGUGGUUUUUUAACUUUCUGUAUUAUUUCACUUAAUGGCCUCCAGGUCCAUCCAUGUUGCAAAAGACAUGAUUUCAUUCUUUUUUUAUGGCUGAGUAGUAUUCUGUGGUGUGUAUGUAUGUAUAUGUGUAUAUGUAUAUAUAAGUAUAUACACCACAUUUUCUUUAUCCAGUCAUCUGUUGAUGGGCAGUUUGGUUCCGUAACUUUGCUAAUAUGGAUAGUAUUGAGAUAAACAGGUGAUUUUAAAAUAUAAUUUCCUUUGGGUAGAUACCUACUAGUGGGAUUGCUGGAUUGGAUGGUAGUUUUUAGUUAAGAAAUCUCCAUACUGUUUUCCAUAAAGGUUAUACAAAUUUACAUUCCUCCCAACAGUGUAUAAGCUGUGCCUUUACUCUGCAUCCUUGCCAUGACUCUUUCAGACAGGAGUCUCUGUGGCCCAGGCUGGAGUGCAGUGGUGCAAACUUGGCUUACUGCAACCUCUGCCUCCUGGGUUCAAGCAAUUCUCAUAUCUCAACCUCCUGAGUAGCUAGGGUUACAGAUAUGUCACCAUGCCUGGCUAAUGUGUGUGUUUUUAGUAGAGACAGGGUUUCACCAUGUUUCCCAGACUGGUCUUGAUCUCCUGGCCUCAAAUCAUCCACCUGCCUCAACGUUUCAGUGCUGGGAGUACUGGCAUGAGCUACUGCACCCAGCCAUUUUUUGACUUUAAUAAUAGCCAUUCUGACUGGUUUAAGAUAGCAUCUUACUGUGGUUAUAAUUUGCAUUCCUCUGAUUACUGAUGUUGAACUUUUUUGUGUGUUGGCCACUUGUAUGUCUUCUUUGAAAACUGACUUAUAAUCUUGAGGCCUAUUAUUUCAUUUAUCUGUCACUGGGCAAUUUCCCAUUCCUCUCAGUGACUAUCCUAGAAAAUCAGUGUAUUUGAGAAAUAUUUAGAAGUAAAGUUGACGGAUCAGGAUGACUGAUUAAAAGAGGGGAGCAAGGGAAUUUGGAAUAAUUCCAGGGUUUCUGGUUUGGGAGAUCAGAUGAACAAGUGCAUAAGCCAGAGAUGGUGGUGGAAGAUUGGAGAUACGUGCCAGAUGCCACCUGCACACUUUUGGUAAUAUCCUAUGUGAUGGGACAUGAAAUGGUCCACAGAAUAAAAACUGGAAAAAUAAGUCAAAGUUAGGUUCAUUCUAAGCGUCCAAAAAUUUUAAGUUCAAGAAAAAAACUAAAACCAAAACAUAAAUGGUGUUUCUCAAGAAACUUUCACUAACUUGUUAGAUUGUGCUUGCUUGUGAUUUUCAGGCAAGCUAAAUGUCUGAUGAAGACUGCUCCUCUUUGUUAUGUGUCUGACCUACUUAUUCCUGCCCCUGCUUCAAACUUAGUUCAGAAAUCACCACUGAUGGAACCAUCCACUGCCUGCCUGCCUGCCUCUAAACACAGUUGACAACUGAGUUAGGUUUUCCUGUUCCUAUUAUUUACCAAUUUGUAUUGAAAUGCUUUCAUGGGCUGUGUUUCCAGAUUAUAAGCUCUGUGGAAUCAGGAAGUAUGUCUCUGUAUUCUUGUAUUAUUUGGUUUUUGUACAGUAAAGGGACUCAAGUAUUAUGUUUGAUGAAUGACAGUGAAGGAUACAGCUUCAUUAGUUGCUUGGUUUGAUAAAUUUUAAUAAUAAAUUCCCAAAAUUAUCAUUAUGUUGAUUAAAAAUAAGUGUCUAACCAUAACCUUAUAUAUUAACUUUAUUCAACAGCACUUACAGGAAAUACGAAGUAGAAAGAGAUUUCUGCCCACUUUACCUAUGGAAACAUGUUAAACAUGCCAAAAAAAACUAGAAAUUAAGCAGCAAAUAGUACAAUAACUGAAAGCAACAAGGACAAAACUGUCUUCUUUUGUAGUUUAUGGUACCUUAUAGUAGUGCUCAUUAAGUUUUGUUUGCUUGAUACAUUCUGAGGAAUAUGAGAUAUCAGAGUUACUAGUAGGGUAUGAGUGCUAUAAGGCUGGUAUGUGAGGGUACUGGGAGAAGUAGGAUUAGUUAGGGACAGGUCUGGAAUUCGGGCUAAGAAAAUGAUAUUGAACCCAUAAAGAGAUAGUCACUAUAUAUUACUGAAUAGGAGAAUGACACAAAUGAGAAACGACUGUGUAAAUUCCUGUUGCAUAGUAACUUUUAUGAGCUUUAAUGAAACAUUUGUAAUAAAAUGUAAAAUAAAAAUGUUUCAGUAAACUUGGCCUGGCACCAUGGCUGAGGGCUGAUGCCUGUAAUCCCAGCACUUUGGGAGGCCAAAGGAGGUGGAUCACCUGAGGUCAGUUCGACCAGCCUGGCCAACACGGUGAAACCCCUAUCUCUACGAAAAAUACAAAAAUUAGCUGGGUGUGGUGGUGUACACCUGUAAUGCCAGUUACUGAGGAGGCUGAGGCACGAGAAUUGCUUGAACCCGGGAGAUAGAGGUUGCAGUGAGCCAAGAUCAUGCCAGUGUACUCUAGUCUGGGCGAGAGAGCAAGACUUUGUCCCCCUCAAAAAAAAAAGGUUUCAUUAAACUAAAGCUCAUAAAUAUUACUAUGUUUAUAAUAUAAAUCUCCAUGAUACAACAUAUUUUUGUUGCAUUGCUCUAUGAAGAGGAUUACUUAUUUUUAAAAGAAGUUCUACAUUAAAAUUUAUCCAUAUUUAAAAUAUUGGCAUAGGUGUCGCAAAAUAAUCAAGAAAAACUAAUCUAAAAUGUACAAGAGACUAUGCUUUUUAACAUUAAGUUUGCAAGUGUCAAAGAACUUGAUACAUAUAAAGAAGCUAAAGCCAAUUACUCUGAAAUAUAUGGACAGACACCAUGAACACCCUCAGAUAGAUUACCAAGCCAUAGGUGGUAUGUUACAUUUUACUGAGUAUUUUAUUUGGGAAGAAAGUGCCCAAACAGCCAUGGAUAUUACUUUACUUUUUAAUCUCCCAUAACUCUCUGAGAACCAGUAUGUUGGCAUGGCUAUAUAGCAGUAGUCACUCCUUAUCCUCAGGGGAUAUAUUCCAAGACCCCUCAGUGGAUGCCUGAAACUGGAUAGUGCCCAACCCUGCGUAUACUGUUUUUGGUAUACAUACAUACCUAUGAUAAAGUUUAUUUUAUAAAUUAGGCACAGCAAAAUGCACUUUGAUGCAACUAGUAUUUUUUUUUAAAAUGGAGUCUUGCUCUGCAGCCCAGGCUGGAGUGCAGUUGUGCGAUCUUGGCUUACUGCAACUUCUGUCUCCUGAGUUCUGGUUUAAGCAAUUCUCCUACCUCAGCCUCCCAAGUAGCUGGGAUUACAGGUGUGUGCCACCACACCCAGCUAAUUUUUGUAUUUUUUUUUUUUUAAGUAGAGAUGGGGUUUCACCAGGUUGGCCAGGCUGGUCUUGAAUUCCUGACCUGUAAUCCCAGCACUUUUGGAGGCUGAAGCAGGUGGAUCAUAAAGUCAGGAGUUCAAGACCAGGCUGGCCAACACAGUAAAACCCCGUCUCUACUAAAAAUACAAAAAUUAGCUGGGCAUGACGAUGCACGCCUGUAGUCUCAGCUACUUGGGAGGCUGAGGCAGGAGAAUUGCUUGAACCCAGGAGGUGGAGGUUGCAGUAAGCCAAAAUUGUGCCACUGCACUCCAGCCUGGGCAACAGAGCAAGACUCUGUCUCAAAAAAAAAUUACAGAAUGUGGUCUGGCUGCUUGUCAGGGCUCGCUGUUAGGGGGCAGCCUCCCCACCAGUACCAGGGCAUUUGAGUAGGCUGGCUCUCCAAGCUGCAUCUGGGCCAUAUACUCAACUGGCCUUCCUUAUCUCUUCAGAAAUGAGUUCGCCUGUGGAGAGGUUACUUUGGUAAUGGAAAGAGAAGUAAGAUAGAGUACCUGCUUCUCUAAAGAUGAGUUGGUAUUCAAGUUGAAGUAAGUUGUUUCAUUUUUCUCCAAAAGGCUGAGAGGCUACAGUUUAGUUGGAUCAAAACAGUAAGACAUAAUCAUUCUUUAAGAAAAUUUAUUUCUGCUAUAGCAGAAAUACAGAAAUGGCAAAGGUUUGGGCAAACCAUACUUUAUGAAAUGGCUCCUCAUACCACAUCCUUUUUAAUACAGGCUUGUUGCAACGUAAUUCCUGGAUUUUCAAAAUUCAGCCAACACGGAGACCUCUGCUACUCUGUUUUGGCAUUCAUAGCUGUUUCUUCUCUCAGACGAGCUUUCUUUGCUAAGUUCAUGCUUGUUAAAGUCUCAUGUCUUUGGGCAGCCUAAAGCAAAACAGAUUUGAACAGGUGAUUUGUAUGAUGGUCAGGGGAGGGUGUCUGCCUUGCACUGACAACAGCAGGUUAAUAGGGCAGUAGAGGCAUGGAGUCCUCUGCUGCUUGGACACUGGGCGUGGUAGUCUCCUCCACGUGCUUCAACUUCCUUGGACGAACCCUGCUUCUGAGAACAGCAGCUCAUCCGUACAAGCCAAAGAGAGAAGUACCACACCUCUCCUUUUUCUUCCAUUCUGGCCCCUUUAAAUCUUUAUCCUCUCCUUUUCUCUUAUACUUUCUUCUCAUUCCACCCCACUUCUCUUUUAUACUAAAUACCUCCUCAUUGUCAUUUCUAUCCCAUUUUGAUUCUUUCACUUUUCUUUGUUGCUACCAUUUCUCCUUACCUAACUUGUCUGCAUACUCAGACCCUUCUAGUUCCUCACUUUUCUUUUACCAAAAACAUUCAGCUUUGGGAAUCCCAGACUUUACCAAAAUACUACCAUUGAUGAUUUCCAGGAGUACCUGUACUACAAUUCCAUCAUCUGAGUGAGGGAGGCAACUAUUCUCUUCCCUCGUUUCUCUCCAUGUAAACUGUACAUUUCUAUGAAGCUUACGUAUGGCCAGUUUCAAAACUUUUAUACCAAAUAAGUGAAACUAGCACACUGAGCUCGUAUUUUCUUCUAUCUGUGUAUUUCAUAUGUAAAAGAAUUAGGUAUGUGGAGGGGGAGGAGAAAGGAAAGUUGAUGAGAGCAAAUAUACAAUGGCUAAUUAUUCUCUUCCAAAUCAUUAAGUUCAAAAGUUCUCCAUUCCAGUAGCAUUUAGGGAAAUGGAAAUUUCAUAAAAUGUAAAAUAUUACAAUUCUAUGGUAUAGAACAGGAAAAUAACUCUGUAAAGUACAUAAACCCCUGGAUGAUCCUAGAAGAGAUUCCAGGUGAAUAAUUUGCUUCUGGAGUAUUUAAACUCAGCUAGGACAAUCGAGUAUAUAAAAGCAAUGCAAAUUUCUCAGAAUUCUAGAAGCUCACAGUCCUGUCCACGUUUCUGCUGGUUUCAAUCUGAACUACGCAUGAGAGGUCAAAGAGGAAGACAAGACAAAUGAAGUGGGAUGGGUACAGUUUUCAAGAGAACUUCACCCAGGUCAGCACAUUUGCCCCUUCGUACUCCCACGAGGUCAGCCUAAAAUGGUAUUUCCAUUUAACUGCAAGACUAAAGAGAGCCAAAAGUAUAUUUCCUCACUCUGGAAUUACUGAGCAUAAGAAAGUCAGUUAAGAGUGGGUUUGUAGAAUGACCUUUUCAGUAUCUUUAAAUAGUUAUAAGACAUCUUUUUCCACAUGGAAUCUGUGAUAUACAGAAUUAAGCGUGGAAUUAAAAGAAGAAUUUGACCAAAGCUGCUGCAUAUACAAAUAACUAUAGCUUAAUAGCAAGAUAGUAUAAGUUUGACAACCUGCAAACUUGGUCUAAAUUUUUAUCUUGCCACUUGUUAGCUGUGUGAAUUUGGGAAAACUAUUUACCUCUUAAGGUUAUUGGGGUGAUUAAAUGAGCUUAACAGUACCUGUUACAUAAUAAGCACUCAAUAAAUGGGAGCAAUUGUAUUAUUACCCAAAUUGGGUCUACGUUCACAUUGUGGCUCUGCCAUUAGGGAGAUGUGUGGCCUUGGGCAAGUUACUAAAGCUUUCUAAGCUAUAGUUUUCCUCAUCUACAAAUGAAGUCCUAAUAAGAUCUAUCUUACAGUGUUUUUGUGAGGUUCAGAUGAGAUACCAGCUAGAAAGUACCUGGAAUGCAGUGAGUGUUCAAUUAGUGAUAGCUAUUAAUUAAAUUCUGUGCUAAAGAUUUCUGGACUUGCAUUCCUAUGUACUGCUUAGGAGCUGUGGUCUUUAGACAUAAGGCCCUGUUUGGCUGAGCUUCAAAUAAAGCUAAGAAGGUUCACCAUGAUGAAGGCAGUUAUGGUGAAGAUAAAUAUACUUCGGUACUGACACCACUCUAUAAAUAUGCAAUGGGUCAUUAAAUAUGCCAGUGUCAUAUUUCUUAAUUUACAUUAUGAUAUGUCAUAAGAAAUACUUUUUAAAUUUACGUUACACAAAAUGAGUGUAGUCCUUCUUCAUCACGCCAAAGUUAGGAUUUGCUAUUUUAUCCCCAAACGUGAUAUCCCAGGCUUGUUCCUAGUGUCUUAUUUUCUUGCUUAUCUUUUCUCAUGUAAUGUAGAAAGUAGCCUCCUCUUCUCAGAGGGUAAAUACAAGGGUCAAUUCCUGAUUUCUUCUAGGUUCUUGGUGGAGAACAUACACAGUGGAUAGAGAAGAAACCCCCUUCUCACCUUCUUGCCUUCAAUAAUCAUCAAGAUGCAUCCUGCCACUGUCAGGGCAAUCAUUAUAUAGCUAACCUUCACUCGGACCUUGUUCUUUGCAGCAUCAAGCAUCUCAAACC